ACCUGCGUCUCUCUGCAAAGACUUUCGUUUUUCUUUUCCACUCCUUUACUAAAUUUCUGCACAACCAAUCAACCUCACACCACCUGCUGACGGUGGAAUCGCACCUGAGCACCUGCAGCAGCGGAGCCAUGGAGGACCGGCUGAGCAGCCUCCCCGACGACCUCCUCCACUCCAUCCUCCGCGACCUCCCGCUCAAGCACGCCGUCCGCACCAGCGCCCUCUCCCGGCGGUGGGUGCCCCAGUGGAUCCGCGCGCUCGCCGACUCACCGGUCCUCGACUUCACCGACCGGGACUUCGCCCGCGGCCAGCCGCCGGCGCGGGCCGCGGCCACGGUGGGUCGCUGCCUCCGGCUCCACGCCGAGCACGGCACGCCGCUCGACGCGUUCCGCGUGGCGCCCGUGUCCCCGCCGGGGCCCGGCUACGGCGCGUUCGGGCGGGACGUCAUCGGGUGGGUCGCGGCCGCCUUGGCCAGGGGCGCCAGGGAGGUGGAGGUGGACCUGACGCCGCCGUCGCGGGAGGGCGCCGACCAUGGGAGCGCCGCGUUCCUGGAUCUCCCCGGCGACCUGUUCCAGGCCAGGAGCUCACUGGAGCGGCUCGCGCUCGGUCGGCUCAGCCUCCGCGCCGUCCCGCUCCCCGCGGCCGGGCUCGCCGGCCUCCGCUCGCUCUCCCUCAGCCACACCGACGUCACCGAUGAGGCGGUCCGGGGCGUGCUCGCCGGCUGCCCCGCGCUCGAGUCCCUGAGCCUGCGGUGCUGCGCCCUCCUCACCGCGGUGCGCGUCGCCGGCGAGCGGCUGCGGGCCCUGGAGCUCCUGGGCUGCCGGGCCGUGCGCGAGCUCCGGGUCGCCGCGCCCGCGCUCGAGUCGUUCGCCCUGUACGGCGACGUCAUCCUGAGCACCGCCGACUGGUGCGAGUCCGUCGCCGUCGACUUCGCCGCCGCGCCGGCGCUGCGCGACGUGUACCUCUCGCACAUGGUCGGCUUCGACACCUUGGACCGGAAUCACGACCACUACUACCCCUUCGUGUACCACGUCCCGCAAGCCCGGAUCUUGACGCUCUGCUCCGUCGGCUUGGUGGUGCCGUUGCUUUCGAGGGACUCGGAUGAUGAUGACCGCUUCGAUCAUCUUCCUUAUGCGCAUGUAAACGCCGGUGAGGAUACAUACAUAGACAUGCCCAACCUCCAAGAGCUGCAGCUGCUGCUGGGCUCCCUGGAAGAAGAAAUUCUUUCUCAGGACCCGCGGUUCCCUGAGCGCGUGUACUAUUUCUUCCAAAACACCUCACUUCCAGUCCUCGAACGGCUCUUUAUCCGUCAAUCCUGCACACGGAAGCAGCAGCUCGGCGACAGCGUUGGCAGACGAGGACGAGGACGACGACGACAAAGACAUCGGAUUCCGCUACGAGAUCGUCCUCGGCCAGCUGACUUUCAUCAAGGUUGUGCAUUUUAGGGGGACAUGGCGCGAGCGGCGGCUGGUCGUGUUCUUGCUGGAGAGGGCUCCCAUCCUCGAGCAGCUGGUGUUGGUCAUGGCGGAAGGAGGAGGAGCCCCGGGAGACGAGCGCCUGGAGGACAUCCAGGAGUGGGUGUCGGCGCUGCAAAAGGCGUCGCGCGAGGCGCGCACCUCCGUGUGCCGGCCCAGCGAAGACGAUAGCCCGAACCAUGCCCACACGAGGUUCUUCCAUGAGGACUACUGCUGCAACCAUCAAGAAUGAUUUUAUACACGAACAGGAUUGCUUUGUUUGUAACAAAAUUACUAGUAUGUUUUAAGUUGUUUUAGGAUGCUCGAUCUGCUCUGUUCUAGUACCUUUUAAUAUUGUUUCAUGGUUCAUUGUAAUCUAUAGAAGAAUGCAGAAGUACUGAACUUUAGGGGGAAGUCUGUCUGCAAGGACGUGUUGUCUCUGUUCCUAUGAUGAUCCUAUCAACUUGCUCUCCUUCCUGCCCCGGGCA
This is a messenger RNA of Panicum virgatum (switchgrass), 1939 nucleotides long. Its product is annotated as putative F-box/LRR-repeat protein At4g15060. Gene Ontology annotation, molecular function: protein binding. The transcript has 2 exons. Lineage: Eukaryota; Viridiplantae; Streptophyta; Magnoliopsida; Poales; Poaceae. The record is from RefSeq and is a predicted model, not a curated record. The coding region runs from base 129 to 1442 and encodes 437 amino acids.